Messenger RNA from Metopolophium dirhodum (rose-grain aphid), 1347 nucleotides. RefSeq lists its product as uncharacterized. The record is from RefSeq and is a predicted model, not a curated record. Bases 1 to 1347 code for a protein of 448 amino acids. Lineage: Eukaryota; Metazoa; Arthropoda; Insecta; Hemiptera; Aphididae. The transcript has 7 exons.
AUGAAUAACAUUCUGGAAAAUAAUGAAGAUUUACAUGAAGAGUUUAAAACUCUUUUAGUUAAAAUUGAACCGCACUUUGUCGCGUUAAAAUCAAACCUCGAAAAAUUAUUAUGCCGAGAAUGGUUACACAAGUUAUUCAAGACUGGUAAACACGAGGAAUCACUUAGAAAUGCUUACCUAACCAAAUUAUUUGAGCAACUAGUAAAGGGAAAAUUAAAAGAACCGUUUAACAAUCUUCCUAAACACAGAUCGCCUUUGUUACCUUUACGUAGUGUGUCUAAGCCGAAUAUUAAUGUUCGUGAUAAAAAACCGAUAAAAAAAGUAGAGGAAACUUUGAUUACGGAUGUGGUAAAUGUUCACAAGACUGCUGAUGCUCCCAAACCCACGAAAAAUCAUGUCCAUACUAAAGAAAUCAAAUUGUUCGAUAAUGUUUGUGAUAAAAAUACGAUAAAAAAAGUAGAGGAAACUUUGAUUACGGAUGAGGUAAAUGUUCACAAGACUGUUGAUGCUCACAAAUCCACGGAGAAGCAUGUACCUACUAAUGAAAUUAAAAUGUUGGUUGAUGUUCAUGAUUGUAAUACGAUAAAAAAAGAAGAGGAAACUUUGAUUACAGAUGAGUUAAAUGUCCAUAAGACUGUUGAUGCUCCCAAGUCCACGGAAAAUCAUGUACAUACUAAUGAAAUCAAAAUGAAUGCAAAUUCCAAUCAAGCAAAACAAUUGAAUGUCAAUGAAAUUUCAGAUGGUUCAAAAGAAGUACAGUGGCCAAAACCGACAGUAGAUGAAAGUGAAGGCGGUGAUGGACUCACAUUAAAUGUAGAAACUAAAUUAAAAUUAGGAUCUGUAGAAAAAUUGUCCAAUGAAUUAAAGAAAAAAAGCGACCUUCUAGCGGAACAAGUUCAGGAAAUGAAGCUGUACACCGAUACAAUCCUAAUUAACCAAAAUCAGAUAACUGUACUCAAUACAGAGUUGAACAAAUUUCAAAACGACAUGGAAAACUUGUGCGAUCGGGAAGCGGCUGAUGAACUGGGUGCAUCAAAGUUACUUAAACAUGUUUUGGAGAAAACCACUGUACUAGACAACAAAAUUGUAUCAGAAAUGGAUCGUUUGAAAACAAUAGUCGAGGACGCGUGUGUGAGUAAAAAAAGUAAUAACUUUGUUAUCGAGCAAUUAAAAGAACUACACCGCUUGAAAAUGGAUGAAAAAGAGAAAUUCCAUGCCAUGCUGAAUAAGAAAUUAAUGGUCGAAAUCUCCCAAUUAAAGGAGUACGUGGGUAAAGUCGAAGAAGAAGCCAUGAGUAAACAACUUAACGACGAAAAUUAUUAUGAUUGCGAUUAUAGCAGUACAUGA